Molecule: messenger RNA, 1180 nt
Organism: Cydia fagiglandana
Lineage: Eukaryota; Metazoa; Arthropoda; Insecta; Lepidoptera; Tortricidae
Exons: 6
Coding region: 214-1164 (316 amino acids)
Source: RefSeq, a predicted model, not a curated record
CUCCCGAGAGGGUAAACGUAUCCGAUUCUGAUAGAUUUUUGGAACAUUAUUUGAAAUUGAAAUUCAAAAUUCGAUUUUGUUUAGUUUCACACAACACAAUGUCAAUAGUUAAAGUUUUGAAAGCGGACAGGUAGUUUUUUAUGUGAAUAUGUAUGGAGUUAAGGAACUGAAGAAAGUUUAAGACUGUGAAAAUAGUGAGUUAGUGAUACGAAAAUGAUAGGGCGCCUGAAGUCGACGUUUUUGCUUAUUUUCUUGCAUUGUUUUGGAGAUGUAACCAGCAUCGGCAACGUCAAGCUGCUAAUAGAGCCAUCUAUCGUGAAACGCAACGGUACUGCAGUGUUGACGUGCUAUCGCGACAUGCAGGGGGCGCCACUAUACACAGCCAAGUGGUACCGAGGGAACCACGAAUUUUACAGAUACACACCCUUAGAAAACCCCAGCACCAGGGUGUUUGGAUUGCCCGGAAUUUUUGUGGAUAUGAACAAUUCUGAUGACAAGAAAGUAGUCCUUCGGAGGCUGGAGCCGAGUCUCGCCGGGAACUUCAGUUGUGAGGUCACCGCUGACAGCACCUUCUCCACCCAGACCGCAACUCAGUUUCUUGACGUCGUUGUGACACCAGAGAGUCAGCCAGUGCUUCAAGCAGAGAAGGAGAAGUACCAGCCGGGAGAGCUGCUGCGGGCCAACUGCACCUCCGCGCCCGCCAAGCCGCCUGCCAACCUCACCAUUUAUAUCAACGAUGAACCGCUGCGUUCAUCCGAGACCACGUUGCACCCGUGGGACGGCGGGCUGUCCUGGGCCAGCGUGGGCGUCGAGCUGAAGGUGUCCCCGGAGCUGUUCCCCGGCGGCCGCCUGCGCCUCACCUGCAAUGCCACCGUGUAUAACGUGUACAACGAGUCCGCCAAGCUGGACUUCUUCACUCCGGAGACUGACCCGCGUCCAGAAAGAAUCACACUCGGCAGCAACGCCACUAGAUGCUUCACCAGCUGGCUUCUGAUCUUCUUCAUGCUUUUCCUGCCCGUUGUGCUGGCCCAAGACUACGGCAUGUUCAACCAAGACGUCUUCAACGAAGCCUAUGACAACAAUUUAGAAGAAAACUACGACGAUAACUUGUACUUAAUAGGAUCGACUCCUAAAAAGCCGCUUCUGUCACUUAUUGGGCAUUAAACUAGGUUAGCGCACA